Hyla sarda is the source of this 6577-nucleotide messenger RNA. It is a transcript of the gene ATP8A1, whose product is annotated as ATPase phospholipid transporting 8A1. Gene Ontology annotation, biological process: phospholipid translocation. Lineage: Eukaryota; Metazoa; Chordata; Amphibia; Anura; Hylidae. The record is from RefSeq and is a predicted model, not a curated record. The coding region runs from base 281 to 3775 and encodes 1164 amino acids. Gene Ontology annotation, cellular component: plasma membrane. The transcript has 38 exons. Gene Ontology annotation, molecular function: ATP binding; magnesium ion binding; ATP hydrolysis activity.
UCAGUAGAGCUCGGAGCUGCCGGGCGGAGGUCGUGUCUGGGGGGGGGUCGUUGUGUUCUGCAGGUUCUGCCUGGUCUACAUCACACAUGUGAAUCAAUAGCUAGAGGCACUUGUGACCCGACGACGGUGCCCUAAUCCGGGCUGGAGGUGACCCACACUGAUGGACUGCGCUGCCGUGCUGAGGCGUGAAGUGACAGUGACCACAUCCUGAUUUCCGGCCCUGCUCAUCUGGUUGAGUCUGUGUUACAAGGACUGAGGAGCAUCAUCACCGCCCAUCAGCAUGUCCACUGUGCAGACCACCGUAGCCGACUUACGGUCCAGAGCAGGGGGUUAUGAGAAGACGGACGAUGUUUCUGAAAAGACCUCGCUCGCUGAUCAAGAAGAAACCAGAACUAUUUUUAUCAACCAGCCUCAGCUCAUAAAGUUCUGCAACAACCGUGUCAGCACUGCAAAAUACAACCCCUUUACAUUUCUGCCAAGAUUUCUCUACUCUCAGUUCAGAAGAGCAGCCAACUCGUUUUUCCUGUUCAUUGCCCUGCUUCAGCAAAUUCCUGAUGUGUCUCCAACUGGUCGAUAUACGACUUUGGUUCCACUGCUCUUCAUUUUAGCUGUGGCUGCUAUCAAGGAAAUCAUAGAAGAUGUGAAGCGACACAAGGCCGAUAAUUACGUGAACAAGAAGAUCACACAGGUUUUACGGAAUGGAGCCUGGGAGAUUGUGCACUGGGAAAAGGUGGCUAUAGGGGAGAUAGUGAAAGUGACCAAUGGGGAACAUCUCCCAGCUGACCUCAUCAGUCUGUCCUCAAGUGAGCCACAAGCCAUGUGCUACAUUGAAACCUCAAACCUUGAUGGGGAGACCAAUCUUAAGAUUCGGCAGGCUCUUUCCCUGACAGCAGACAUGAGAGACAUUGACACUUUAAUGAGCUUAUCUGGCAGAGUUGAAUGUGAAAGCCCCAAUAGACAUCUGUAUGAUUUCAAUGGAAACAUUAGGCUUGAUGGCCAAGGAACUGUCCCAUUAGGUCCAGACCAAAUUCUUUUGAGAGGAGCACAGCUAAGGAACACUCAAUGGGUACACGGCAUUGUCGUCUACACAGGACACGACACAAAGCUUGUGCAGAACUCUACCAGGCCUCCGUUGAAGUUGUCCAAUGUGGAGCGUAUCACCAACAUGCAGAUCCUGCUCCUGUUUGGGACUCUCAUCACAAUCUCCUUAGUGUGCUCGAUCGGUUCUUCAAUCUGGAAUGCCAGUCAUGAAGAGAAAGACUGGUAUCUAAAUCUGAAUUAUGGUGGAGCUAACAACUUUGGACUGAAUUUUUUAACAUUUAUCAUACUCUUCAACAAUCUCAUACCCAUCAGUUUGCUUGUGACUUUGGAAGUGGUGAAAUUUAUACAAGCAUACUUCAUAAACUGGGAUAUGGACAUGCACUAUGAACCAUCAGAUACCUCAGCAAUGGCCAGAACAUCAAACCUCAAUGAGGAAUUGGGACAGGUUAAAUAUAUAUUUUCUGACAAGACGGGGACGCUGACCUGCAAUGUCAUGCAAUUCAAAAAGUGUAGCAUAGCAGGAAAUGCCUAUGGUCACUGUCCAGACCUUGAGGACAAUAGGUAUUGUGAAGAUGACUGGCAUGAACCACCAAGUAGUGAUGGUCAAGGAUUUCAUGACACAACCUUAUUAGAAAAUCUUGAAAACAAUCAUCCCACUGCCCCUGUCAUAUGCGAGUUUCUCACAAUGAUGGCAGUCUGUCAUACCGCCGUUCCAGAGCGUGACGGAGACCAGAUAAUAUAUCAGGCGUCAUCUCCCGAUGAGGGGGCCCUAGUAAGAGCAGCAAAGCAACUGCGGUUUGUGUUUACGGGAAGGACCCCCAAUUCUGUCAUAAUAGAAUCGCUUGGCCAGGAGGAAAGAUUUGAGUUGCUAAAUGUGCUGGAAUUUACAAGUAAUCGAAAACGUAUGUCUGUGAUCGUCCGCAACUCUGCUGGGAAACUGAGAUUGUACUGCAAAGGGGCUGACACAGUCAUUUAUGACCGUCUGGCUGAAACAUCCAAGUACAAAGAGAUUACACUAAAACAUCUGGAACAGUUUGCUACAGAAGGAUUAAGAACGCUAUGUUUUGCUGUGGCCUCCAUUCCGGACAGUGUGUAUGAAGAAUGGCUCGAUGUGUACCACAGAGCCUCCACCUCUGUACAAAACAGGUCUCUAAAGCUGGAGGAGUGCUAUGAAUUGAUAGAAAAGAACCUCCAUUUACUUGGGGCAACAGCCAUUGAAGAUAAGCUACAGGACAACGUACCAGAAACCAUUGAGACCUUGAUGAAAGCGGAUAUCAGAAUUUGGAUUCUAACGGGAGAUAAACAAGAGACGGCUAUUAACAUUGGACAUUCAUGCCGGCUGCUGACCAAGAAUAUGGGACUAAUAGUAAUAAAUGAAGGAUCCCUUGAUACAACUCGAGAAAUUUUAAAUCAUCACUGUACUAAUCUUGGAGAAUCACUAAGGAAGGAAAAUGACUUUGCCUUAAUUAUCGAUGGCAAAUCCCUGAAGUACGCGUUGACAUUUGGAGUAAGACAGUAUUUCCUUGACCUUGCUCUGUCCUGUAAAGCUGUCAUUUGCUGCAGGGUUUCUCCCCUUCAGAAAUCUGAGGUGGUUGAAAUGGUGAAAAAACAAGUGAAAGUCAUCACUUUGGCUAUCGGAGAUGGAGCAAAUGAUGUCAGCAUGAUCCAGACUGCACAUGUCGGUGUCGGGAUAAGUGGUAAUGAAGGACGUCAAGCGGCCAACUCCUCAGACUACUCCAUAGCACAGUUUAAAUACCUGAAAAAUUUAUUACUGGUCCAUGGUGCUUGGAAUUACAAUCGAGUGGCCAAGUGUAUUUUGUACUGUUUCUACAAGAAUAUUGUGCUAUAUAUAAUUGAGAUAUGGUUUGCAUUUAUGAAUGGGUUCUCAGGACAGAUCCUCUUUGAACGAUGGUGCAUUGGUCUAUAUAAUGUGAUGUUCACAGCACUUCCUCCCUUGACACUUGGAAUAUUUGAAAGAUCCUGUCGCAAAGAGAAUAUGUUAAAGUACCCUGAACUAUAUAAGACAUCGCAGAAGGCACUAGCCUUUAACACUAAGGUUUUUUGGGUUCAUUGCCUGAAUGGUCUUUUCCAUAGUGUUAUCCUAUUUUGGUUCCCAUUGAAAGCUCUGCAGCAUGAUAAUGUAUUUGCAAAUGGAAAAACAUCGGAUUACCUUUUAUUGGGAAACAUUGUUUACACUUUUGUGGUAAUAACAGUCUGCUUGAAAGCGGGGUUAGAAACGGCACAUUGGACCAUGUUCAGCCAUGUGGCUAUAUGGGGCAGUAUUCUGCUAUGGAUUGUAUUCUUCGGAGUGUACUCUUCGUUGUGGCCAACAAUUGCUAUAGCACCUGACAUGUCUGGAGAGGCAGAUAUGAUGUUCAGUUCUGGGGUGUUCUGGAUGGGUCUAAUUUUCAUUCCUGUAACAUCAUUGCUUUAUGAUGUGUUUUAUAAAGUCAUCAAAAGAACCUGCUUUAAAAAUUUGGUCGAUGAAGUUCAGGAGCUUGAAGCCAAAUCCCAAGACCCAGGGUCUGUUGUACAUGGGAAAAGUUUAACAGAGAGAGCGCAACUGCUGAAAAAUGUUUUCAAGAAAAAUACAGUAAACAUGUAUCGUUCAGAGUCUGUACAACAAAACCUGCUUCAUGGAUACGCUUUCUCCCAGGAUGAGAAUGGGAUUGUCUCACAGUCUGAAGUAAUCCGAGCUUAUGACACCACGAAGCAGAAACCAGACGAAUGGUGAAACGAAGCGUGUCCAUCAGCUCUCUUGAGAUAUAAUAAUGAAAUAUCAAAACUUCUAUUCAGGUUUCAAGAAGAUCUGUGGUCCAGACUGUCUCCCAACUACUGAAGAAGAUGACAUCGAACAAAUUGUUCCUAACCAUUUAAAAUUGUGAUUCUUACUUUAAGCUUGUCAGUAAGAAGACUAACACAACUGUGAUACUAAAUGUUGUAGAUGGAAAGAUGUUUCAGUAUUAUGAAGGAAAGAUUGCCUUGCUGCCUUAGUAACCAGCAAGUUACUUCUACUGACCAUCGAAGUGCAACCUCCAUGGGUCUUCAAGGUUGACAGUUCUGGAAUUCAAUCAGAAGCGAAAGACCUGAGGCCCUCCUGCCUCACUGAUCUGGGCACAGAUGUAGAUGGUUGAGUGUCAAACUAUUUUAAUAAAUAUGUUUGCCAAAGACAUAAUGGGUUUUUUAUUUAUCCUGCGUCCCUAUUCCAUGAGAUUUCAGAGAUAGAAGCAGUAAGAUGCAUUUUUCUCAAUAAGGGAAAUUGUUAUCCAGUCCAUAAGGCUCUGUCCAUUUGCCACGAGGGCCCUUGUUUUUAUGAUCUGUGAUAUUUUACACCUUCCGCCUUAUUCAUGCUUUUCUGUUUAUCUUGUAGAGUAGCUGCGCUUGCCUAUGUGUUAAGACACUAGAGUUGAUGCGUUUCGAUGGGGCCCGUGACUGUCAUGACUUUUACUGCUGUGUCUUGUGAUACAUUCCUUUUUCAUGUCUUCACGUUUUUUGCAGUUCGGUUCGAUCUUAUUGUAAUUUCAUCCUUGUUGUAUUUUCACUAUGGUUGUUUGUUGUAGUUUUAGAAAGUCUUCUUCUAUUAACAGUUUUUGGUAUUCAAUAAUAGAAGCAAAAAUGAAAACGUUUUAUCUUUCAAGCAAAAACAUUUGUUUUCUGUCUAUUUAAUAUAUUUCUUGUUAAUCAGCCAGAUAUGUAUACAUUUUGGGGGUUUUUGUUUUUUAUCCUAUAAUACUGACAUAAAACCUGUUGAAUUAGUGGAACUAAGCUUUUUCAAUGACACAUCGGUCUCAUCCUGUUAUUUAUUUCUCUUCUUUAAAUUUUUUAUUUUAAUAACCAACACAAGACUGUAAACUACAUAUUCAUGUUUUGUUAGACUUUUUUGUUGUCCUUUUAUUAAAGUUAAUUUUUUAUUUAAUAUAACCUUUCUACCACCCUAGAAUUAAGAAAAAAUCUUAACUUUUUAGCCUUACUUAGGCUGGGUUCACACCACAUUUUUGCAAUACAGUUCCCGUAUCAGGUUUUUGAUUAAAAAAAAAUAAAAAAAAUGGAUUCUUCAAAACCUGACUAAACGUAUCAAAAACUUGUGUACAAAUUUUAAUCCGUAUACGGUUGAAAAAUUAUGUCCGGUUGCAUCCGUCUUCUAAGAAAUACAUAUAUUUUUAACUUUUCACUCCAUUAUGAAUUAAGUUUCACUUUUUUAUUGAAAUUCCAAGAAAAAAAAACUUUGCAAGUCAAAAACCAUAUGGUGAAAACCGGAUGGAACAUAUGCACAUACAAUUCUGUACGGUUCCCAUUGACUCCCAUGUUUAAAAAAAAAAAGUUUCAAUACAGUUUUUCACCCGGACCAAAAACCCGUAGUAGGCUACGAUUUUGGGUACGGGAAAAAAACUGACAAAACCGUACAGGAUGCAAAAUGGACACAACCGGAUGCAUAAUUUGGCAUACGAUGCUCAAUGGAGAGUAGACUGUUUUCAAUUCUGUUCUGUACGGUUUUCAAAUUAAAAACGUAUACGGGAACUGUCUUGCAAAAACGUGGUAUAAACCCAGCCUUACACUGCUUUUUUGUGAUUGCAUAAGAUAUUGUACCUAUCACUAUAAAGAUAUUGCGGAAAAUAUAGAAAAACUAUGAAAUAAUAACAAAAUGCAUUUUUUUAACAUUUCAAAUAUUUGCUUGAAAAUUAGACUAAAAAGUUUGGAAACAUUUUAUCUCUAUAAACAUUAAUAUAAUAUAUGUAGACAAUGAUACAGUAACAGGAUGUUUGGAAGAUCAAGGACUGCAAAUAUACAGAAUGAUUCUAAAUAUAAAAAUAUUUAUGAAUUUUAUAAGAAUACUCAUAGUUUAUAUUUUUUAUUUAUGUAGAUGCAUAGAAGAUGAAAGAAAUAAAAAUGAACCUAACCUAAACUAAAUGCCUAUUUACUGUAAUAUGCAGUCAAUUUCUAAGUGCCUCCAUGACCGGUUUUAAUAAAGCAAACGUGUCUAAAUUUCUGAUCUAUAAUAUAGAUCCCCCUACUGUACUAAAUGAUAGAUUAAUUAUAAACCUUUGUUUACCUCUUGAUUUCUUAGAACACUGACAAUGGAGGAAGCCUAUGAGCCCUGAAACUUUAACUGUAUGGAGCCUAGACAUUUCGAACGGUAGCCCUUUAUUUUUUUCCUAAAAAUGAACAAAGAUUUCGAAAAUAGAACGGGAUUUUUUUUAAAGUGAAGAAUGUGUUGGAUAAAUGAUUUAUAUAUAGCUGCUUAUGUGAAGGGGCAGCAAUCUCUCCUGACACGUUUUGUUUUAGUAAAUACUUGUAUACCCCGUAAGAUAGCUGCACAACCUUUUCUUAGAACUUUGCAUUGUCAUUUCCCCUAGAGAAUGUAAGAAUAAAUAACCAACUGUUUGUUACUAUUUCCACUGGUAAUGGGGCGUCCAUACACGGUCUUACCCUAUCAGUGUCUAAUUGUGAAUUAGUUCUGAAAGCCUUAGGUUUUAAACUGCUUUUCCACAUCUUACAUUAAUUCACAUUUCUCUAAAUAUGAUAAUAGGUGCCAACA